This is a messenger RNA of Pieris rapae (cabbage white), 2352 nucleotides long. RefSeq names its product transcription factor Sp4. Gene Ontology annotation, molecular function: RNA polymerase II cis-regulatory region sequence-specific DNA binding; DNA-binding transcription factor activity, RNA polymerase II-specific. Gene Ontology annotation, biological process: regulation of transcription by RNA polymerase II. The transcript has 16 exons. Bases 80 to 2107 code for a protein of 675 amino acids. The record is from RefSeq and is a predicted model, not a curated record. Lineage: Eukaryota; Metazoa; Arthropoda; Insecta; Lepidoptera; Pieridae.
GCUUGGCGGCUGGUCGUGAGAAUGGUGCGUUUCUUAGAUGAACAAAGCAAAUUCAAUUAUUAUAAGUUCAAAGUAGAUAAUGUCGUCUGAGCCUACAAAAGUGGACGUAGAGUACAUUAGUGAGGAAAAACUAUUAAAGGAAAAUAGUGGCAGUCAAUCACCACUAGCUCUCUUAGCAGCAACCUGUAGCCGACUUGGCCCCGCCAACAUGGGGCCAGAACAGGACAAAGAGCAGCAGCAUUACAGCCCGCAGCAGCAGCAGCAAGUGCAACAACAGCAGCAGCAACAACAACAACAACAGCAACAACAACAACAACAGCAGCAGCAACAACAACAGCAACAUCAACAACAGGUCCAACAACUCGUACAACAAGGCGAAGUUGCGCUCAUACAACAAUAUCAACAGCCUCACUUGAGGGUCAUCAGCACUGCUGUUGUGCAACAGCUCAGAGCGCAAGGGCUGUCGGGCAAUGAACUGUCUGCGGCGAUCGUCAAUGCAGCAAGCACUGUACCUAAUGGUAUACAAGUUCAACAACCCCAGGUGAUAUCGAUGCAGCAGUUGCAGUCCCUCUUGGGCGGAGGAGUUGUCCAGAGUUCAGAUGGCGCCACUUAUCAGAAUGCGUCACAACCCUUAUUGCAAAUACAUCCACAACUUUUACAGCAACAAGCUGGGAACGUGUAUGGUAGUUGUCUUGUGGGGGGCGUUGGAGGGGGCGUGGCCCCAAUGCAAACUGUCACUGUUGACGGACAAGAGGCGCUCUUCAUACCAGCACAACAUGCUCAGAAUUUCUCAGGCAUGGGCCAAGUGAGCCUUGUGAAUGGUCAAUUAGUUCGGACGCCAGUGUUGCCAGCCGGCUUCCUACAAAACGUCAUGCAUUUACCCACAGGCGGGGGCGUGGCAGUCCGCGGGGGUGUGGGCGGAGUGGGGGGCAUGGGCAUGGUGCCAGUGCAAGUGCCCGUGAGCAUGGCCAACGGACACACGGUGUACCAGACUCUACAUGUGCCGAUACAUGCGCCGCAUUUGCAGAUUAUACCGCAGUUACAACAGAUGCAAGCACAACCCCAGGUCGCGAAUGUCCUGACUCCAUCAGGUCAGAUUCAGCAGAUACAGAUCGCUUCACUUGGCAAUGUUCAGCAAAAUGGCGCUACACAAAACGCAGUCAGCGGCUCCCCCACACCCGCUACUAUAACGCUGCAGGCGGUGAAUCAGAUCCAGACUGAUGCAAGUGGAAUUCAGCAGCAACCGACACAGACGAUUAUAACGACCACACCCAAUGGUCAACAGGUCACAGUUAUACCUGCUUGUAAUAAUAUGCCAACAUUGGGCGUUGGGGGGUUAGGCGGUGCGGUCCAAUUGGUCCCAGCGAUGGGGCUGCCGGGUGCAGUUCAGUUGGCACAGAUACCACAAGCGCAACCACAGGCACAACAACAGCAAACAGUGUCUAUUGGUCAGCAGAUACAACAGGACCCCAAUGAGCCCGGCAAGUGGCAAGUGGUGACUGUGAGCUCUGGCAGCGGCAGCAAUGGCAACGCUGUCAGUCCCACCACGGAGUGCGAGGCCAGCAAACAGAGGUCCGAAAGCCCCAAUAGUGGGAAGCGGCUGGUGAAAAGGGUCGCCUGCACCUGUCCCAACUGUGAUCAGGGGGAGAACCGAAUGGUGGAUCGCAAGAAGCAGCAUGUCUGCCACAUUCCAGGCUGCAACAAGGUGUACGGGAAGACUUCGCAUCUACGAGCUCAUCUGAGAUGGCAUUCCGGGGAGAGGCCCUUCCUCUGCAACUGGCUUUUCUGCGGGAAAAGAUUCACCCGGUCGGACGAAUUGCAGCGACACAGACGGACACACACAGGUGAAAAGCGGUUCGAGUGUCCCGAAUGCAGUAAACGGUUUAUGAGGUCCGAUCAUUUGGCCAAACAUGUCCGGAUACACACGAAGAAUAGGAUUACUGAGGUGGCAACAUCAACACAGUCCAUGUACUCGGAUUCAGCGGAGGACAGUUGUGAAGAGAAAAUGAUGCUCACGAUAGAAACCAUACACUCCAACGAGAACGACGAGAAGCUGGUGAUGAUCAGGCCUGGGCCCAAGAUGGAGCCAGAUCACGUGGACAGUUAGGACGCGCUUAUCUUGGAUUCCGACCAGGAAUAAGGUCUGAACCAAGAGAUAGGGAAAUGAACUGCAAUAGAUGUAGAUAUAUUUGGUCCAAUGGAGGAGUAAAAAAGAUAUUUAGUGGCUUCGAAGUCAGUGAAAUAUUUUAUUCAAGACCAGGUUGUGACGAAAUUCUACUCGUGAUUGCUAGGAGUGCUACAAUUAACAAAGUAAUGCUAAAACAAUUUUUUCUAGAAAAAUCUACGCGUCGU